Scheffersomyces stipitis CBS 6054 is the source of this 444-nucleotide messenger RNA. RefSeq lists its product as uncharacterized. Lineage: Eukaryota; Fungi; Ascomycota; Pichiomycetes; Serinales; Debaryomycetaceae. Gene Ontology annotation, biological process: mitochondrial respiratory chain complex III assembly. Bases 1 to 444 code for a protein of 147 amino acids. Gene Ontology annotation, cellular component: mitochondrial membrane. The record is from RefSeq and is a predicted model, not a curated record. The transcript has a single exon.
AUGUCGGCAAAGCCAUUGUGGUACCGUUGGGCGAGGGUGUAUUUCGCCGGAAGUUGUAUCAUUGGAACUGGUGUUCUUUGUUUUAUCUAUACCACCCCCACUGAUGAACAGUUGAUUGCCAGUUUUUCACCAGAGAUCAGAGAAGACUAUGAGAAAAACAAGGCAUAUAGGCAAAGAGAACAACAGGAGUUGAUGGAGAUCGUCAAGAAGACAUCUCAGUCCGACGAACCUGUGUGGAAAACGGGUCCUAUCGGGUCUCCUUUGGAAAAGGAGCAGAGAAACUUAAACCAGCAGUUGAUUGACUACAAUCAAUUUGAAAAGAAGAGGGCAGAAGAAUACCAAAGAGAACAAAUAGACAAAGCACAAGAAGAACUCUUGGAAGUAGAGAAACUUGCAGCUCAGGCCAAGAAGGGAUACUGGUGGAAUCCAUUUUCUUCGAAGUGA